Messenger RNA from Prunus armeniaca (apricot), 390 nucleotides. Lineage: Eukaryota; Viridiplantae; Streptophyta; Magnoliopsida; Rosales; Rosaceae. The record is from the annotation of a GenBank genome assembly.
AUGGAUACUAAGAAUAGGCUGAGUUCAAAAAACAAAAAUCAAAGGUUGAGUUCAAAAAUCAAGUAUGAUGCUUUGGAUAAAUUAAAUGAGGAGCUUGGUUAUGCACCUGUAUUUAAAGAAGGCACAAAGUCUAAAUGUGGCAGUCAUGGUGAUAUGCAACUGUCAAAUGAGAAGAACAAUCGUGAUGAAGAGUUUGAGCAUGACAGUAAUGGAUACAGUGACGCCUGUAAAAAAUAUUACCAGUCUGAAUCAUGCAAUGAGGGUCAAGAUCUCAUCACUGCAUCCAAGGUCCACACUGGCAAUAGCAUCUUAGACAAGGGUGUCCAGAGGAAACUCAGCCAUUUUCCUACCCAAUUUGGUGAGCAGCCCCUCCUCAUCCAGUGCCCCUAA